CGAUGUCUCGCACAGCGGAGGACGAGGAGGAAAGAGAACGAUCUGCACGAGUGUAGACCGAGUCGACUCGUUUCUGACACGGACGAACCUGACCGAGUCUUCUCUUCUUCUCUAUUGUUUUUUAUCUCGCUCUCUCUCUUGUUUACCAUAAAUCGGAGUUAGAUGGGAGGAGGAGAUGUGUGUAAGGUGAUGGGAGGUUGCUCAUUAGCCUACCGGCGUUGCGAGCAGAGGCUCAGGCAGCUUGCUGUGGCGAGGAACACUAGGUUUCUUCUAUAUUGUUGCAUCGCUCUCGCUCUGAUCACGCUCGCUUUCCGAUCCUCGCCGCCUUCGUUCAUCGGUUUCACCAACCGCUCCGCCGCCUCCGCCAUAGAUCGCCUCGCCAGAUCACGGAAAGGUUACACGCUUCUAAUGAACACAUGGAAGAGAUAUGAUCUCUUGAAGAAGUCUCUUUCCCAUUAUGCAUCAUGUUCCAGGCUCGAUUCUGUCCACAUUGUGUGGAGUGAACCUAACCCUCCAUCUGAUACUCUCAAAAAGUACCUCAAACACAUCGUAAAAACGAAAUCCCAAGAUGGGAAGGAAGUUGAGUUGAGAUUUGAUAUUAACAAAGAAGACAGUUUGAACAACAGAUUUAAAGAAAUUAAAGACUUGAAGACGGAGGCUGUCUUCUCGAUUGACGAUGAUGUCAUAUUUUCAUGCUCCACGGUAGAUUUUGCUUAUAACGUCUGGGAGAGUGCUCCAGAUUCAAUGGUGGGUUUUGUGCCUCGUGUUCAUUGGCCUGAAAAAUCGAAUGACAAAGGGGACUACUACACGUACAGCGGGUGGUGGUCUGUUUGGUGGACUGGUACAUAUAGCAUGGUACUUUCAAAGGCAGCCUUCUUCCACAAGAAGUACCUCAAUCUUUACACGAAUGAAAUGUCAGCAUCAAUCAGGGAAUUCAUAACCAAGAAUAGGAACUGUGAAGACAUUGCGAUGUCAUUCCUCGUCGCAAAUGCUACAAAUGCUCCUCCCAUAUGGGUUAAAGGUAAGAUAUAUGAGAUAGGGUCGACAGGAAUAAGCAGCAUAGGAGGGCAUACGGAGAAGAGAACGCGAUGUGUGAACAGGUUUGUGGCAGAGUACGGGAGAAUGCCGUUAGUGUACUCUUCCAUGAAGGCAGUUGAUAGCCGUAGCCUUUGGUUCUGGUGACACUCUCUCCUCCUCCUCGUCAGGUUAAUGUGAAUCACUCCCAAUUCUUUUAACGGGGGUUCUCGGAGUGAAACAAUCUCUAAGCCAAUGCCCGGUUUAGUUGAAUGUGGGAAGUGGUGCACGGGUACCCUUUUUGCCAAAUCUAGAGAAAAUUAUGGUUUAUCUUCCCAGAGAGAGAGAGAGAGAGAGAGAGAGAGAGAGAGAUGGGUGGAGUUGAUUAGAGAUGGGAAGCUGAUUUGUUCUUGCAGCCGACAAAUUUGUAGUUCAACGCUGUACCGGUGAAAUCGUUGUAGUGUAAUGAAUAGAGAUGAUGAUGACGAUCUUCUUCAUGGGACUCUUGUAUCGUAUAUGCAAAAUCCAGCCCUCUUUUUCCA
Messenger RNA from Tarenaya hassleriana, 1556 nucleotides. RefSeq names its product glycosyltransferase family 64 protein C4-like. NCBI's taxonomy places the organism in Eukaryota, Viridiplantae, Streptophyta, Magnoliopsida, Brassicales, Cleomaceae. Gene Ontology annotation, cellular component: membrane. Bases 163 to 1182 code for a protein of 339 amino acids. The record is from RefSeq and is a predicted model, not a curated record. The transcript is spliced from 5 exons. Gene Ontology annotation, molecular function: glycosyltransferase activity.